AUGUACUUGACAGGAUUAAUCACCGUUAUGCCUGUGGCACAGAGAAGACCUCGAAAUGUUGAAGAAGUGGCAAAGUUACGGGAAGCUAGUUUUGCCUACAGAGUUCGAGUCACUAAAGACAACGGAGACGUGGUAGAUAUUAGUGUAUGUGCAAAAGCAUUUUGCUCAUUUCAUGGCAUUAGUAAAAAUAAACUUUACUAUCUACAGCAAAGUUUAAAAUCGACGGGCUCUGCACCUAUGGAUAAAAGGGGUAAGCAUUCCAAGAAACACAGGCAGCUCAAUGAGGCUACUGCUGCUUUAAUUGCCAGUCAUAUCAAAAGUUUCAAAGCUCGCCAGAGUCAUUACAGUCUUAAAGACUCAACCAAAACUUAUUUGCCAGAAAGCCUUAACAUAAAGACAAUGUACAAACUAUUCAAAGAACUACAUCCUGCAGCAGUUGUGUCUUACGACACUUACAGGCAAAUGUUCAACACGCAGUUCAAUAUUUCUUUUGGAUAUCCGCGUACGGAUACUUGUGCAGUGUGCGAUGAAUAUACGGCAAAGGUUAAAGCGUUAUCUGUGAAAAGAAAUGAACAACAGAUUCAGCAGCUAACAGCAAUGAAUAUCCUUCAUAAAAAAAGAGCAGAAACUUUUUACAACCUCAAAAAAAAUCCAAAAUCGGAGCAAAAAAAAAAUAAGAAGAAAGAAGCCAUAUGCAUAGAUUUUGCAAAAAAUAUAUCCUUGCCGAAUAUAGCUACUAACGACGUAUACUACAAACGGCAGCUCGCUAUGUAUUCCUUUAAUGUUCACGUUCUUUCAACUAGUGAAUCCAUUUUUUACGUGUAUCACGAAGGUAUUGCUAAAAAAGGGCCGAAUGAAGUGGCCUCAUUUCUAUUCCAUUUCAUCAUGAAUUAUUUGGACGAUGAAGUACAGGAACUGGAAAUUUUCUGCGAUUCUGCAGGGGGGCAGAAUAAAAACUACACGAUAUUUAAAUUCAUUCAUUACAUAACGAACAAUAAAAUUCAUGGCCUUACGGAUAUCAAAAUAACAUUUCCUAUUCGUGGGCACUCAUAUUUGGAGUGCGACAAAAACGCUGGUUUAUGGAACUUAAAAACAUUGAUGGAAAUACCUAAGGAUUUCGAAGAAAUGGUGAAAUUAUCACGGACGAAACCAUCUUCUUUUACUGUUGUCAGCGUUUCCCAAAAAAUUAUACUGGAUUGGAAGAAAAUGUUGCCAUCAAAGUACAUAGCUAAAUGCCCUUUUAGAACGCAGCCUAUUAAAAUAAUAAAUUAUUCAACCAGUCAUAGUCGCUUGCUAGAAUAUCGCACGACGUUCAAUGGACCUAGGCUGACUGGCAUUAUAAGGUCACCCCGGCAAUGUCAGCAAUCAUUAGAAGAUGGAUUGUUUGAACUUCCCCCUCCAGCUUACAACGGUCUCCUGCCAAUUUCCAGUGCAAAAUUCAAAGAUCUGCAAAGCCUAAUGAAGUUUUGUGCCCCCACUACUGUGGAAUUUUUUCGUCAAUUACCUCAUGAUUAA
Messenger RNA from Psylliodes chrysocephalus, 1515 nucleotides. The record is from the annotation of a GenBank genome assembly. Lineage: Eukaryota; Metazoa; Arthropoda; Insecta; Coleoptera; Chrysomelidae.